This is a messenger RNA of Pseudo-nitzschia multistriata, 1529 nucleotides long. The record is from the annotation of a GenBank genome assembly. Lineage: Eukaryota; Bacillariophyta; Bacillariophyceae; Bacillariales; Bacillariaceae.
GAUCGGAAAGGAAAGCAGUUGCUACCGGUAGAUUGGGACUCGUACUGCAAGUGGUACUCGUAACUCGUACUGUGCUUACGGUAUCGUACGCAUGGUCCAAGACAACCUCAUCGGUGCAAAAAUCCAGGAAGCCAUUGCAGCACAACCCAACCGUGUACAUUCAUCAUUCCUUUGGAAACCAAAACCACAAAAACGACAAUGUUGGCUUCUACCGUAUCACGACUCCACAGCGCGGCUCUCCGAAGGUGUUCCCGCUUUGGCACGAAUUCGUUCCGGUAAGAAAUUUCGCGGCACGGCACGGUGUGUGUGUGUGUGUGUGUGUGUGUGUGUGUGUGUGUGGAUUUGCCGGUUUGGUUUGGUUUGGUUCCCUUCUCACGCCUCGCUUCGUUCCGUUUCGUUUCGUUCCGUUCCGUUCCGUUCCCUAUCGUCGCGUCGUUUCGCGCCUGUCCCGCAGGGGGUUUUCCCGAUCCUGUGCGGCCCGGUCCGACGACCUCCCCUACCACAUCGUGGUGGGCAUGCCGGCCCUCAGCCCGACCAUGGAGACGGGAAUCCUGUCCGAGUGGUACGUAGAGGAGGGCGCCGGCUUUUCCGCCGGGGAGUCCCUGGCCAAGAUCGAGACCGACAAGGCGUCGAUCGAUUUCGAGGCGCAGGACGACGGGUACAUCGGUGAGUUCGUUCGCUCGUUCGUUCGUUUGGUGUUUUGGUUUGGUUUGGUUUGGUUUGGUUUGGUUUGAUUCGGUGGUUUCUCGGGUGGAGCGUCCGUGGUCCGCGGCGUGGUGUGGUGUUGUGUUGUGUUGUGUUGUGCUUGGAAUGCAUGCCUGUACAGCAGGACGGAACACGGCGAGAAUGGAUUGGCCAGCCAACCAAACAAUGUGCACAGUACAAACCGACUCACAAGCAAUGAAACGAACCGUACCUAACUAACUCAAACCACGCGCUUUCGAUGCUCGGGGGAUCCCGCGAUGAAUGAACGCAACAACCAUUUGGCGUGCGGUGUUCUACUGGUUGUGUGGUAUUGGCUGCGCUGCGCUGCGCUGUGCUGUGCUGUGCGUUGCUUUGCUCUCUGUGCUUUGCGCGUGACCCAGCCAAGAUCCUCAUGCAGGCGGGCAGCGGGGACGACAUCGAGGUCGGCGUCCCGAUCAUGGUCACGGUCGAGGAGGAAGAGGACGUUGCCGCCUUUGCCGAUUUCGUCCUGGAGGAAGCCCCGGCCGAAGCGGCGCCCGAGCCCGCUUCCGCACCCGAAGUUGCACCGGCACCCGAGCCGGUCGCGGUGGCGGCUCCGCCACCGGCGGCCCCCGCACCGGUGGUGGUGGAAGAACCAGCAGCAGCAGCAGCAGCAGCCCCCGGCCCGACGGAGGAAAUGGCCGCCGCCGUGGCCCCCGUCCUGUCCACGGGGUGGGGGAGCUUUGCGGCCGUCAACUCCCCGAUCGCAAAGACACUGGCGAAGCAGCAGAGCGAGUACGUCGCCCUGUACGGAACGACCGGGCAGGUGCCGCUCUGAGGGGAGCGAAGCGAAGGAAGGGAACCAC